CUGGACUUGUGCGAAGAAGAUAAUGGAGUUGGCAGCGAGGUGGAUUUGUCGUUUUUGCCAGAUCCCGACGAAGUGCGAAGAAGAUAUGGAAAACCAGAAGGGGAUAGUGAAGACGCGAUCAUGAAAACUCCUGCUUCACUGCGAAAACGUCGAAAACAAAGAAAGGCGGUAACUGACACCGAGAAACAAGCACUGGAUCUUUUCAAUCCAUUUGAAGGUGAUUAG
This is a messenger RNA of Haemonchus placei, 225 nucleotides long. The record is from the annotation of a GenBank genome assembly. Lineage: Eukaryota; Metazoa; Nematoda; Chromadorea; Rhabditida; Trichostrongylidae.